AUGACUUGUCGGAAAAUAUCUGGCGCGCGUGCAAAUCCAGAACAUGCAGAAAGUGAAAAAAUGCGACAAAGAGCAGACAGUUUUGGAACGGGCAUUGGUAAAGUAAGCGCAUUCGCUGGCCGCCGUGGUGGACGAUUUAUACCGAGCCAAGCGGAAGACUUGGCCGCAUGGGACUUUGGAACAUUGGGCCGAAGUGGAAGUAGUUCAAUGGCAUCGGUGGUCGACUCGAGCCAUUCGCGCACCAGUUCCUUCGGUCUCGCGGGUUCUACUGAGGAUGCCCGGAAAGCGAUAUUGGAAAAGGAAGCGGAAAAUCCUUUGGAAAAAGUGUGGUCUGAGGAGUUGAGCAAGUCAAAUGUUCAGCCAAUAGAUGAUGACGAAUAUGUAUUGUAUGAGCCAGAUUCUUCCACUGAAACUCUUGCAAGUGGAGCAAUGACUUCUACCACUAUAAUUAAGUCAACUCCACGCAUGAUUGGGACAAUAAUGGAGCAGAAUGCGUCCAGUGGAUCCAGUCGGUCUUCGUCUCCAGUGCUUUCCAAAGUAAAGAAGUCAACAGCAGAGGAUGAAGAGCCAGAAGCGGCUUCUCAGGUCACAGAAGAGUCCUUUUCGGCCAAGGAGGUAUUUUUAUUAUUAAUAACGAUAGAAAUAUGUCUUGCGCAAAUAUUCCUCGACAAAAUUCCGACAUGCAACCGCAAGCAACAACUGAAAGUGAACAUUCGGAAAGUGGUAUUCUGGGGGGCAGACGACAAACCACACAAGAACUCAGCUAUACAGCUGUGGGCUGGAGUCGACCUGACGCCAUGCAGAAGUCCGCAUCGCGAUAUACUCACCCUGACAAAAAAUCGAUCAUUAAAUCUGAAUAUGCGAUUAUAA
Messenger RNA from Gongylonema pulchrum, 870 nucleotides. Lineage: Eukaryota; Metazoa; Nematoda; Chromadorea; Rhabditida; Gongylonematidae. The record is from the annotation of a GenBank genome assembly.